This is a messenger RNA of Lytechinus pictus (painted urchin), 3018 nucleotides long. Its product is annotated as RNA-binding protein 42-like. The record is from RefSeq and is a predicted model, not a curated record. Bases 186 to 1316 code for a protein of 376 amino acids. The transcript is spliced from 7 exons. Gene Ontology annotation, molecular function: mRNA binding. Lineage: Eukaryota; Metazoa; Echinodermata; Echinoidea; Temnopleuroida; Toxopneustidae.
AUACCGGUAAUUAUCCUCUUUUGACAACAUGUCGUCCAACGGCGGAGGCAAGAUGAAGUCCAUUGAGGAAGAAAUGAGCAGGUUUGUUAUGAUAUCUUUGACAAAUUGGUGAUUAAAAUCCUCCAGGCAUACCGGUAUAUGAUAUGAAGUUCCAUUUUGAUUUGUAGAGGUUUGAGGAGGAGAUUAUGAGUUUAACACAGGACCCAACACCUAUUGGGGGAGCAGUGAAAAGUCAAGAACAUAAAGCAUCAAGUUUUCAAUUCCAGCCGAGGCAGACCCAAGGAAGGGAAAGGAUUCCUAGAGCACCUGGCUUUCAGCCAAGACAGAUGGGCAGGCCUGGUGGAAAUAUGUCAAGACCAAACAGACCAUCAAGGGAACACCAUGGAUUUGUCCCUCACCAGGUUAGGGCAAACCAGAGACCACAAGGCCCCCCUCGUUUCCCCCACUUACCACCCCCUCCACCCCCUCCCCCUAUGGACACUGGAGGCCCAAUGGGACCAAUGCCCAACAUGGUUCCACCUAACAUGAUGGGUCCCCUCCCUCCCCCACCGAUGCCCCCCUUCGCAAUGAUGCCCCCAGCUCCACCUAAUUUACAGAAACCAGUCACUCUAUCUGCCAAGCCUACAACCUAUGCAUCUAAACCAGUUCUGAAUAAGAAAUCCAAGAAGAAAGUGAAGAAAGAAAAGUCAACAGAGUCAAAGGAUGAACCGACAGCUAUAAAAAAAGAAGCGAAGAAGAAUGAAGAGCCUGCAGUUCCGUCAAUUGCGCCACCAGACCCUUCUGUUCCUCAGGAGCACAAUGUACGGUCCCCGAUGCCCCUACCCCCUCCACCUGCCAUACCACAAGCCUUCAAUCCUGUCCCUACCCCUACAGAUCUCACCCAGGGUGGGGCGUAUGAGCUCGGCACAGCUUCAGAGCCAUUGAAGAAGAAGGAUAAAAAGAAGAAGCAUAUCAGAGUAGCUGCGGGUACUACAUGGGAAGACGAUAGCUUAGCCGAGUGGGACCCCAAUGAUUUUAGGUUAUUUGCAGGUGAUCUUGGCAAUGAGGUAACUGAGGACACACUUACUAAAGUAUUUGGAUCAUACCCUAGCUACAUAAGAUGCAAGAUCAUUCGUGACAAGAGGACCAAUAAGACAAAAGGCUAUGGGUUUGUUAGCUUCAAGGAUCCUCGAGACUUUGUACAAGCAAUGAAAGACUGGAAUGGAAAAUACGUUGGUAAUCGCCCUAUCAAGCUUCUGAAGAGUACCUGGAAGGAUAGAGACGUCAGCUCCGUCAAGAAGAAACAAAAGGAGAAAGAUAGGCUUGGGCUUCGGUGAUGCAUAUAAACAAGACAGUAAAAUAAUUAUUUGAGACAUUUGAAUAUAAAGACUUGUCGAGAUGAGCUAGCUCUGUUUGUAUGAUCAGAAUCAAAUUCUGUCAGUCUGCCACAGAUCCUCAUGAUCCUCAAGGAUCCACAGAUCCUUACAAACGAUGCGAUGGAUGACCCUUUCAUGGGAGCUCACUAAAGAAAAUUUGGAGUACAUCAUUUAUCACAAAACGUCAAUGACAGACCAAGUCAAUCUCUUUCAAGUCCAUAUUUAGCUAAGUCGAGUUGCGUCGAGAUUAUCUUGCCAGUGCGACCAGCACUAUUAUUCGCGCAGUACGCGCACUGAUGUGAAUGAGAAAGUAUCAGCACGGCAAGGCCAGAAGAUCAAGGUCUUGGCUCUGGUGUAAGCUUGUGUAGAUUUGGUAGGGGCAGCGAAAUUAAGCAGCAGAACGGUAACACAAAUGUCAUCAGUCUAUGUAUUUUUAUUGGUAAGCAAACUGCAAAAAUGAUGAUUACUUUUCACCAUAACUUUUCUUCUUGAAUUCUCCAUACUCAGCUGGUAUUGAUUUCAAACCCUUCAAUUCGAUACCCUGUAACAAUAAUGGUAGGCCUAAUUAUUAUUAUAAUCAUUACCCUCUUAUAAAUUGGCUGUUACGCUAUCCCAUGUUCAGUGGCGUAAUUGGGGGCUAGAUAUGGCAUAUCAUGAAAAAUUAUUUUUUAAGCUGAAAGCGAGCGCAGCGAGAGAGGAAAAAUUUUAACAUUUUUAUUACAAAAAUAAAAAAUUUUGAUAGAUUUUUACAUAAUAUUCAGGAAAUGAGAAUUUUGCCCUUCUCUUUUUUUUUUUCUUGAAUAUUGUUUGGGGACUCCAGCUCCCCCCCCCAUCUGUACGCCAUUGCCCAUGUUUGAUUUAGGGAAAAUGGAGAGAAAAAGUAGACCAAGGCCUACUCCACACCCACUUCUUUUAUUUAAAGGGAAAUGAAACCUUUGGAACAAGUAGGCUUGUGUCGAAACAGAAAAUCAACGAAUUAGAACAAAGAAAGUUUGAGAAAAAUCAGACAAAUAAUGAGAAAGUUAUGAGCAUUUGAAUAUUGCAAUCACUAGUGCUAUGGAGAUCCUCUCAUUGGCAAUGCGACAAAGAUGUGUGAUGUCACAUGUGAACAGCUUUCCCUUUGAUGGACUAUGAAAUACCCUCAAAAUGUCUCUUUUUGCUUUUUCUUAUGGUGAUACAAACUCUUUAUCCAUGAUGUAUUCUUUAAAAAUCUGAAUUACAUGCCCUCCUUUAGAAAGAACACAUGAUCUUCUGAUUGAUGUGAUAAAAGAGGCAAUUUAAGUGAAAUAUAUUCUAAAGUAAUGGGGAGAGUUGUGAGUAUUGCGAGUCCAAAGUGCAAGUGAAUAACUAUGUCCUGACUUUCUUUCUUUUAUUUUCCCUCUUUAUUUUUCAUUUUCUUCCUUUUUUCUCACAUUAUACCAGGUGAGAUGUAUCAUAUAUUAUUGUUUUUAUUUUCACAAUUUUGUACUUCCUCUAUGAUGUUUCACUAUAAACUUGCUUGAAGGGGAGAAGAGAGUAGACUGCCAUUGAAGUAUAGUCCGAGGUUCAAAUCUCCAACAUAACAAAGUUUUUUUAAUCAUGUCGACUUGAGCAAGGAUGUAAAGUAAGCAAGAUUUUGAUGAAUACAUAUUAUAAUAAAGGCAGUUGCCCCCUGACAAGGGAA